Messenger RNA from Syngnathoides biaculeatus (alligator pipefish), 3759 nucleotides. It is a transcript of the gene aoc1, whose product is annotated as amine oxidase copper containing 1. The transcript is spliced from 5 exons. The coding region runs from base 1 to 2343 and encodes 780 amino acids. Gene Ontology annotation, biological process: response to antibiotic; amine metabolic process. The record is from RefSeq and is a predicted model, not a curated record. Lineage: Eukaryota; Metazoa; Chordata; Actinopteri; Syngnathiformes; Syngnathidae. Gene Ontology annotation, molecular function: primary methylamine oxidase activity; diamine oxidase activity; copper ion binding. Gene Ontology annotation, cellular component: plasma membrane.
AUGACGACACCUCACCCAAAUCAUAAAUGCCUCGGAUACGCGCUUCAGCAAACGAUUACAGUACUUUCCUUGCCCGGAUUACACGCGACACGCGCGGCGAAGUCGACACGGGCAACGAUGAGGCUUCUUUGUCUGCUGUAUCUGCUCUCCUUGGCUGCUUGCAUGGCUUCCAGAAGACGAGAUUGGGCUCAUCACGGGGCGCCCAUGUUUGCUGACCUGACACCUCGCGAGAUGAAAGCCGUCCGGGCUUACCUCCAUGGCAUUUCAGAAUUUGGACUUACUGAUGCUCAUAAUUCAUCUCUGAAAAAGAACAGCAUCCUGAUGAUGGAGCUCCAGGUGCCGAAGAAGCAUGAAGCUUUGAGAGCUUUGGACCGUGGUCAAGCCAGACCUCCACGUCAAGCACGUGUCAUUAUUCAGUUUGCGAACCAAGCUGAGCCAAAUAUCACGGAGUUUAUCGUCGGCCCGCUUCCAUCUCCGAACUCUCAUGAGGUCAAGAGGUUCAAAGGAGAUAGACCUAUCCCGUUUGAGUCAAGGCCAAUGACUACAUUAGAGUAUCAUUACCUCAAUCAAAGCAUUGGCAAACUCACAGCUAAAGCUCACAAGCUUCUGUUCGAGACUACGGGAGGAUUUACAUUCACACAAUGCGCUGAUCGCUGUUUGUAUUUCAUCGACAUAGCCCCAAGAGGGCUGGCCUCAGGUGAGAGGAGGUCCUGGAUUAUGUUGGUCAAGUUAGUGGAAGGAUAUUAUAUCCAUCCAAUUGGGUUUGAGAUACUGCUCAACCAUAAAGACUUGGAUCCAGAUAACUGGGCUGUUGAGAAGGUGUGGUACAACAGCAUGUUCUUCGAUAGCGUGGAGGAGUUGGUAAAGAAGUAUGAGUCAGGAGCUGUGGACAAGGUCAGUCUACCUCAUCAUGAUGACAAUGAUCACUACUCCACCUACUUUCCACGGGGUCAAAGCAACACUCCCACUAAUAUCCACGGCCCAAAACUUGUAGAGCCGCAGGGGCAUCGCUAUCAUAUUGACCGCAACUUUGUUGAAUAUGCCGGCUGGUCGUUCUCCUACAGAGUGCGUUCAUCAGCCGGUCUUCAGGUCUUUGAUGUCCGUUUUAACGGAGAAAGGAUCGCUUACGAGAUCAGCCUCCAAGAAGCUAUUGCUUUCUAUGCUGGUGACACCCCCGCAGGGAUGCAAACAAAAUACAUUGAUGCUGGUUGGAUCAUGGGUUCCCUGUCGUUUGAGCUAGCCCCCGGAAUCGACUGUCCAGAAAUUGCCACCUUUGUUGACCUUUACCACUACUUUGACGCGGACAAACCAGUGCGCUUUAGAAAUGCUCUCUGUAUUUUUGAGAUGACCACAGCUUUGCCUCUGAGAAGACAUUUCAACGCAUUCGAUGGAGGGUACAACUUUUUUGGAGGACUAGACAACACCGUGCUGGUGGUACGGACCACGUCAACUGUUUUCAACUAUGAUUAUAUCUGGGAUUUCAUCUUCUACCAAAAUGGCGUGAUGGAGGUAAAGGUCAGCGCCACUGGUUAUAUCCACGCUACAUUCUUUACGCCAAAUGGACUUCAGUAUGGCCGCAAGGUGUACAACUACGUGCUGGGAAACCUGCACACACAUCUUAUCAAUUACAAAGUUGACCUGGAUAUUGCUGGUCGCGAGAACAGCAUUCAGACUCUGGAUUUGAAAUAUGUCAACUUCACAAACCCCUGGAGCCCCAACAAUUUCAUCGUCCAGUCCAAACUCAGCUGGACCGAACGCAAGACGGAGCGUUCUGCUGCUUUCCGCUAUGGCAAAAAGUUCCCUCGCUACAUACACUUUUACAACCCUAAUGAGAAAAAUAAAUGGGGACAUCAAAAGGGAUAUCGUAUACAGUUAAACUCGCACGGCGACAGUGUUCUUCCAAGGGGCUGGCAAGAAGAAAACGGCAUCAGCUGGUCAAGAUAUCCUCUGGCUGUUACUCGUCAUAAAGACAGUGAGGCCACCAGCAGCAGUAUUUAUAACCAGAAUGACCCCUGGAAACCUGUUGUGGCAUUUGAGGAUUACAUUCGCAACGAUGAAGACAUCGUCAACCAGGAUCUGGUUGCCUGGGUGACAGUGGGCUUCCUGCAUGUGCCUCAUUCAGAAGACAUCCCCAACACAGCGACACCUGGGAACGCGGUGGGCUUCUUCCUCCGACCCUUUAACUUCUUCGACGAGGACCCUUCGGCGGUAUCCAGAAGCACGGUCAUCGUCCGACCGGGGCCGGACGGGAAGCCCAAAGUCCAGCGGUGGACGCCAGAGGUCAUAGGUCAUUGUGUGUCAGACAAGCCCUUCUUUUACAAUGGCACUUAUGCAGAAGUCUAGGAGAUGUUGCUAUUUUGGUGAUAUUACUAUUCUAAAUGAGAGUGCAAAGAUGGCUUUGCAUUUGACUUGUCUGCCAAAUUUGGAAAUACAACAGUUGUACAUUUAAAUAAUCUAAAAAAAUAUAUGUGUUGGGUACACACACAGACACACACAUAUAUAUAUUAUUUAACUUUUUGUAUUCAUGGAAAAUAAUAAUGAAAAUAGGACUGGAAAUAUUGAGAAAAAAGGAUCAUAUUGAAAAAAAUGGGAAGUUAUUUGACACAGGGCACAAAUAGCUUUACUCCCGCCAUUAUUUGUUAUUGACCCCGCCCCCCAAAAAAUGUUUUAAACUGUACUGUAAAUGCCUAAAUUGCCAUGAGAUGUCAGCAAAAGAUUUUGUCUCAAUGAAGGUCCUCAACUCAUUUCAAUAGUUCUUUGGUCUCAAGAUUUUCCCAAACUUUGUUUGUCAGCCUGAGUACAAAAAAGUAAAAUGGACAUUUUAUCAGCAAAUAGGUUAUAAAAUAUUUUGAAUAUUCUCAUAUUUACAAAUGCCACACUACAAAUACGGGGUUUCACCAAAUCGUACUUUAAAUCUUAGACUAUACACAUGUGCCAAGAUAAUUUAGAUGAUCUCAUUUACGUCACUUUAUUGCGUAUAAUUCAGUAAUCUUUAAUUUCACAUUUCUGCCAAUCCCAUGAGACAUUUCCAUGGCUCAGGCUCAGCGUUGACAGGCAUGCAGGAUGCAGGAUGCUGCGUAUCCGCACCACUGGGGGUGUACCUGCUGCCUCACAUUACGCUCUGCUCGCCCUCUUGGCGGGAAUGUUUUUACAUAAAAGGCACCGCGGUUCCGAGUGCAAACAGUCUGAUACCGGAUCCUUUGCGCAAACAAUCCAGGAUACCAAAUUGGUACCAUGGUAACCAAACUAUAGUAGUGAUGUGACAUAUGCAAUUUAGGAUGUUCUUUAUAAACAAAUUCCUGACAUAGUGUUAUCACUUCAAGAUAGAAACGAUCAAAUAAAUAGUGUUAUUCAAAACAUAUACUGCAGUUCUUUUUUUCCCUUUUCAUUCAUGUUAAAAUAUGUAAGACACCUUAAAAAAAUGAUUUUGUUCAGCUGGAAGUAAAUAGAAACUGUCCACUUAGGUAAGAAAAAGGAAUUGCCAAAAAUCCAAAACUGUUUUUAGUAGUUUGUCAAAGUUUUACAAUGUGCAAGUUAAAAAUGCAGAGUAUGAACACAUGAGCGAAUGAACAGUGGAAGGGAAGCAAAGGCUAACUAGAGUACCAAGCAUUCCGAUUGUGAUUGCUGUGGAGACGACAGCCAUGAUGUUAUUUUUUGGAAGAAAACAACCUGUAUAUUCCUUUUUAAGUAAUAUUAAGUAACGCCACAUUGUUUUUUUUUUAUUUGUUUGCUUUCCUCACUCAAAGCAGAAAAUGUUUU